Messenger RNA from Oreochromis niloticus (Nile tilapia), 3074 nucleotides. It is a transcript of the gene syvn1, whose product is annotated as synovial apoptosis inhibitor 1, synoviolin. The record is from RefSeq and is a predicted model, not a curated record. Gene Ontology annotation, molecular function: ubiquitin protein ligase activity. The transcript is spliced from 16 exons. The coding region runs from base 243 to 2171 and encodes 642 amino acids. Gene Ontology annotation, cellular component: endomembrane system. Lineage: Eukaryota; Metazoa; Chordata; Actinopteri; Cichliformes; Cichlidae. Gene Ontology annotation, biological process: proteasome-mediated ubiquitin-dependent protein catabolic process; ERAD pathway.
UGCUCUUGCGUCAAAAUAAUUUUACCAACCGGAUGUGAGGUGGCUUCUAGUGAGCAAGCCAAAGAUAAACACGUAUACAGGCAAAAAGGGGUGAGGAUAAUAAAUAUUACAGGGAGGGUGUUGUGAAAGAGCUGAAAUGGAGUAGUUGCUGAUAAUAUAUAGUUCUAGCAGGCAGGGAUACAUCCGACAAAGGAACUAAGGAGAAAGUCUACCACAGACAUCGAGUAGCAUCCGAGGCCAAAAUGGUGCGAGCAGCCUUAGUGACUGUCACCAGUCUGGCGUUGACUGGGGCCGUUGUGGCACAUGCCUAUUUACUCAAACACCAGUUUUACCCGACUGUAGUUUACCUCACCAAGAGCAGUCCCAGCAUGGCGGUGUUGUACAUCCAGGCAUUUGUGCUGGUGUUUCUGCUGGGAAAGUUUAUGAGGAAGGUCUUUUUUGGUCAGUUGAGAGCUGCAGAAAUGGAGCAUCUCAUCGAACGCUCAUGGUACGCCGUGACCGAGACGUGCCUGGCUUUCACUGUGUUCAGGGAUGAUUUCUCUCCUCGCUUCGUCGCCCUCUUUACCCUCCUGCUCUUCCUUAAGUGCUUCCACUGGCUGGCUGAGGACCGGGUGGACUUUAUGGAGCGGAGUCCCAACAUAUCAUGGGUUUUUCACUUGAGGGUUUUAUCUCUCAUGGGACUGCUGGGUGUCAUGGACUUCCUGUUUGUCAACCAUGCCUGUCACAGCAUCAUUACCCGAGGCGCUUCGGUCCAGCUUGUGUUUGGAUUUGAGUAUGCCAUCCUGCUGACCAUGGUCCUGACAACCUUUAUCAAGUAUCUUCUGCAUACUAUUGACCUGCAGAGUGAGAACCCCUGGGAUAACAAGGCUGUCUAUAUGCUCUACACCGACCUCUUCACAGGUGUGGUCAAAGUGUUCCUGUACAUUGCCUUCAUGACCAUCAUGAUAAAGGUGCACACCUUCCCUCUGUUUGCCAUCCGGCCCAUGUAUUUGGCUAUGAGGCAGUUCAAAAAAGCUGUAACAGAUGCUGUAAUGUCCCGGAGAGCCAUCCGCAACAUGAAUACACUAUACCCCGACGCUACUCCUGAAGAUCUGCAGGCCUCAGACAACGUCUGCAUCAUCUGUCGGGAAGAAAUGGUGACUGGAGCCAAGAAGUUGCCUUGUAAUCACAUUUUUCACUCCAGCUGCCUGCGCUCUUGGUUCCAGAGACAGCAGACCUGUCCCACCUGCCGCAUGGACGUACUCCGUGCUACGAAUAACAACCAGACUCCGGCUCCAGCCCAAGCUCCGCCUCCAGCCCCGGCAGCCCCCGCCAACGCCCCUGCAAACGCCCCCGCAGGCCAACCACCUAAUGUGGCUCUAGGCAUGUUACCAGGGUUUCCUCCCGGCAUCUUCCCCUUCUGGGGUCCCUUCCCUGCAGUGCUUCCUCCUGCUGGAGCAGCUGUACCUCCAGCUCCAGCUCCAGGUGCUACUGAUGCUCCACAAAGCAGCACAGAGUCCACUCAGACAGCUAGCACCACCCAGCCCACAACAUCUACUGCAGAUUCUGCUACUACAGCAGCAGCUCCAGGAUCAGCAGUGCCAGGCUUCCCAUUCUCUUUCCCCCCUCCUCCCUUCCCUGCUGCACCAUGGCUCCCCAUGCCACCACCUCCUCCCUUUGUCUCCUCAAUGCCUCCUCCCCCUCCCUCCUUGUCCCGGCUGUCAGAAGAGGAGCUGAGGGAGCUGGAGGCAGAGGGUCGGCGGGGCCUCGAGGCCCGACUCCAGUGUCUUCAAAACAUCCACACCUUGCUAGACGCUGCCAUGCUCAACAUCCACCACUACCUCAGCACCGUCGCAACGCUCACUCCUCCUCGGGCUGGCAGCACUGGAGAAGCCAGCGGGACGAAUCACACUGCCUCAUCUUCCACAGCUGGCAGUAACACAGAGAGUCCCAGCACAGAGAGGGACUCGUCCGUCUCCGAUCAGGUGAACGGAGCAACGGUUUCCUCUCAGUCCCCUGAGUCCACUUCUGUUGCUUCGGGCACUGAAAGAAAAGAGAAGAUGGACGAAGGAGUGGAGGACGGAGAGGAUGGAGAGCCAAAUGCUGCUGAGCUGAGACGCCGCCGCCUUCGUAAGCUAGAGACAACACCGUCAUCGUCGUCAUCGCCUCCCUCUCCUCCUCCAGACAACUGAUCCACUUGUCCCGACUCAGACAUAUCACUCUGGACCAACAGGAACUCUGAGCUGGUGUUCGGUUGCUUUGGUUCUCCAUUAGCUUUCUUCCACAGGUUCAGGUUUCUAACUGUGUCGAGCUGGACCGUCAGAAAAUGCUUGUGGACUGUUUCCGCGUCAGAAAGCAAUAGCACCUGCUUUUUGUUUGUUUUGAUUUACAUCAUCAAGGACUGCUGCAGUAGUAGUACUGCAGGCGUUUGUCAGCUUAAUGAGACAGAGAAGAAAUGUCCUUUCAAACCCAGUUAUGGUUGAUCGGUGUGGGAGAGGCCGUGCUGGGUUUGUGUUUGGUAGUUUUACUGUCAGUGACGUCUAUGCUUGAACUUCCUAUUUUAAUUCAUUUGACAUUAGGUCCCGCUCUCCUCAUCGAUGUGUUACAGAGGACAUGGAUCAUCAAACAAUCCAGUGAAUUCAAAUCAAAGGAAACCAAUCAGCUUCCUCUGCUGUCUUUUCAUCUAACAUGCAUCAUUCUUCUGUUUCCUGCAUUCUCAACACGUUACCACUGCAGACACUGUAACAUACUGAUUUAUUUGAAUGUGUACAUACUGUAUAAAGAGUUUUAAUAGGAUGAUCUGUACAUAAUGCAGAAUAAACGGACUGAAAUUGCAGUGGUACAGAAGUUGUUUGCAAACUGUUGUCAUAGAGGUGGAAUUGUUACAAUGAAGCUCAGUGAGUGUGAGCAUCUCUCUUCAGGGUUUCUGUUUAAGUGCGUCAUUGUUGCCUCUGAGCUAGAGAUUGGGGUGUUUAAUUAAAACUUACUGCUGAUCUAAAUGACAUCACGUCUUUAUGAGUGAGCACCUUUAGCAUUUGAUUCCAGCGUCUCUCAUUUGCUACACUUAAGUAAUAAAGAUUGACAGAACUACUGUA